Spirometra erinaceieuropaei is the source of this 20961-nucleotide messenger RNA. The record is from the annotation of a GenBank genome assembly. Lineage: Eukaryota; Metazoa; Platyhelminthes; Cestoda; Diphyllobothriidea; Diphyllobothriidae.
AUGUCUACGGUGGGUGCUUUUUUGAGUUCCUGAUAUGUGUCAAUUCUUCAGCACUUUGACCCCUCGUUCGUUAAAUUAAAAUUAAACAUGUCUUACAGGUUCUACUGUCACUUUUACCGACUGUUCACUCAUUGCGUCGACCGCUUCAACGUGCACUGACGACUAUCCGGGAAUAGUAAUAACACACAGGGUAGCUGUAGAACCCAAAAUCCUCAUCCUAUUCUGAUUCAGUUUAUUGAAUAAAGCUUGCUUUCAAUAUUUUGUGGGCCACCACUAGGGGUUAAUUUUAUUAUAUUUACAGCUUUUUGGGUGUUCUUUAAUUUGUGUUGCGUUUCUCCCGCGUGUUCCGUCUACGUGUUUAGCGAUUUUUCAACAACAGACUAAUACCUAUGUCUGUGCACUAUUAACGGUGUCCAGAGCCUUCGGUAGUUACAUCCCCUGUUCCACCGUAUCCCUCUUCUGUAGGUAUUAUUGAUAACUGAGAAAUGAGAAGGCCAACCGAGCAUCUGAUCAAUUGGUUUAUUAUUUUGAGAUUUCGAAAUCCCGUAGGGGCCCAUUGACAGAAAUGACAACUGCAAAAUACAGCCAACAGUUAAAGAAAUAUUAGCCGAUCGUCAGUCAGUUACGAAGAGCUGGAAGUGACUGCAGAGUUCUGUAUUUCGGCACUAGGUCAAUUCAUUGAUUGCCCAAGUCCUCAUCCGGAUCCCAAGUUUCAGUCGAUUCUCAGCUUGUCUUGUACGCGAUGUGGACGAUUAUCUUGGUGACUGCGGUCAUAGCUAGCUUCAAAGGCGUGGGCAGCCACUUGCGAUAACUUGGCGCCCCGUCACAGAGCCAGCUGAUGUUCGUGUGUGCGCGAUCCCAGCGUUCUUCCGGUCUGGUCUGUGUAAUUACAAGGAAAAUUUGGGUACGGGACGCGAUACACUACCCAAGACUGUUUCUUGUCACCUAAUCGCUCCUUCAUUUGCAUCAGCAUGCUACACAUGGUAGCUUUGGAAUGGUGUGCAGUUCCGGCAUAUAGUCCUGCUGUAAUGCGCUAGGUCGCUUCUAAGACAUCCUUGCUGCACGACAGAGCAGUAGUUGCCUUUCCUUCGUGUGCCCGUCAGGCGAUGUCCUAACAUCGAAACUGAGACGAGCGUCGACAGCAAAGCAACGAACACCCGCAACGUCCCAGUUUUCACAACACCUCUUCGGUGACUCACAUACGAAGAUGUCAGUGCUCUGAUGUACAUCAAGAACGUUCUAAGAGUGACGGAGCACACUGCUGUGCAAGGUGUUGGAGUCGCACGACAACCCAAAGCUACCAUGUGUAGCAUGGUCACAAAAGUCAAGGACCGAUUAGGUCCUAAGAAACAGUCUGGAGUAGUGCAUUUCACCCCGUGCCAAAAUCAUCCCUGUAACUACACAGAUCAGACUGGGCCGCACGCUGGGAUCGCACGUACACAAACAUCAGCUGGCGAAGAAUCGAUUGGAACUUGGACCCCGGAUGUGGACUCAGGCAAUCAGUGAAUCGAUCUAGUGCUGCAAUACAGAACGCUGCACAGUCACUUCCAGACCUUUGUCACUAACUGCUGAUCGGCUAAUACCCCCUAUAACCACUGGCUUUAUGUUGCUGUUGUCAUUUCUGACAAUGGACUUCUACAUGACUUCAAAAACUCAGAAUAAUAAACAAGUUGUUCCUAUUUCAAGUGAGCACGGACCCGGAAGUCUAAUAUUCACAUCCGUAGGAUCAAUUUGAUUGACAAUAAUCCUGUGGCGGAUAAUGGCGCUAGAUGGUGUACCGGCCAAAAUCAUCGCCAUGAUCAAAGCCUACUAUCGUUCCACUACUCCGAGAGUCCUGGUCCGUAACAAUUUUUCCCAACCGUUCGGUAUUCGGUCUGGCGUCCGACAGGGUUGUAUCCUGUCACCCAUACUGUUCAACUACGCUAUUGACUGGAUCCUCGGGAGGGCCCUACGCGACAGUGUCGGUGUUGAAUUUGCACCCGGACAUCGACUGACUGAUCUCGACUAUGUCGAUGAUGUCGCCUUACUUGCUUCAAGUUUUGGUGAUCUGCAGUCUAUGGUGUCACGAGUGAACGAGGUCGCUAAAUCAGUCGGUUUGUCCAUGAACGCUGGGAAGACCAAAGUAUUCUCAAGUUGCAUCCCUGACCAGGAGAAGGCACCCCUGGGGAUCGAUGGCUGUCAACUUGAAGAAGUGGACAGAUUUAAAUACCUCGGGGCGCGGCUGCUGUCUAAUGGACAGAACAAGGACGACAUUGUCUCCCGAAUCGAUGCUGCCCGCUGGGUUUUUUCAAGCCUUCGGAAAUGUCUGUGGAACCGACGUGACCUCUCCAUCGCCACUAAGAUUCGCGUGUACCGUGCAUCUGUCCGGUCUGUCCUUCUCUACGGUUGCGAAUGCUGGGCUUUGCGCGUGGCGGAUGAGCGAAAACUGGAGGUAUUUGACCACCACUGCUUGAGGAUCAUCCUUCGAGUGAAGUUAACCGACUUCGUCUCAAAUGAGAUAGUCCGCGCUCGCUGCGACAACAUCGCGAGGAUAACUCAGGCCAUCCAAGAAAGACGACUGAGGUGGUUCGGGCAUGUUCUUCGUCGUCCACCUCAGGAGCUCAGUGUUACUGCCCUCGAUCCGGCACCGUUGCCCCAUUGGAGGCGUCGAAGAGGGGGUCAGUUCAAAACCUGUCUCGACACAGUUCGUCAAGACAUGGAGGUGGUUCUUGGACCUUCGGUAUUUGGUCUCCGUCGUUGGCGAAGGGAAUGGGUUGAGCUGUCUAGAUCUGCUGCCGCGGAUCAUCACGCGUGGAGAGGUACAAUUCGGGACAUCAUCGAGGCCGGCUAGAUUAGGCAUGAUCGCAGCCGUAUCAAGUACAAGUAAGUACAAUAAUAUAAACGGAUAGCGCUGUGGGCAGAUUUUUGUCAAGUGAAUGUUGAUAAUUAUAUGGAAAGCAGUAUAGUAAGAGUGAUAGGAUUGCAAAGGACGUAUAUAAUGGGUCAGUCUUCGCGAUCUCUUGAAGUCAUGCGUUUGCCGAGGCGAAGGAAGCUUAGGACUUCAGACAGCUGCGGAGAGGAUAACAGUUUUCCGCGGUCUAUUGUGCAAUCCUGCAAUACAAAGCAACUCAUGUCGGCUUUUCACCCCAGAUCCCCUCUCUGUUCACAUUAGUAAGGCAAGACCAGAAUCUCGAUCAGUCGACUUCUACGUCCGCCACACUUAUAUUCGGCCACGGUUGUAAACAAUCUGCUGCGUGGCCCUGUCAGACUAGGUUCAGCUACCAACAGCUUGUUACUGACUUUUAGUGGUCCUCGCUCUUACAUAUGGUACGAUUAUGUACUUGAAGGACAUUCUUAUGGUUUGGUAUUACGUGUAGAAACGUUUUUUCGCGGACAGUAGAGCCGUUGGACCGCCUUGAUCUAGUCAUGCCAUGUUCAUUAGCGAAUGCCGACAGUGUUUGCUCAAAUCAAGAAUCUAGAGAACACCUGGACUCGUAAUGUCGUGCUUACGACUGGAAACCAAUCUCUUCCUUUCCUCUACGUUGAGGCGAAUCACAAUCGGCUAACGGGUUAGACGCCCCACAUUGACGUGACCCCGCUCAGCAUUGACGGCUGUCAUCCACAUUUUUUCCCUUCUACUAGCUUCCUUGGACCUGUCAUUUUGGUCCUGCCACUUUUCAAACUGGUGAAUUUUCCAAAACGGAUGGCAACCUCAGAGCCCUUGAUUCAUCGUGAUGAUAACUUUUUCUCAUACCACCCUCCGAUACACGAAAAUACUAUUGAUUUCGUUCACUAAAUAAGUAGAUGAGGGACAGUGCUUAGUCAGUACUAAUCUUUUGACCGGCAUAUCUGGCCUACUAUUUUAUGCGCCAUUUAGCUAGGCCUACUGACUUUCCCUUAUUUUCUUUAUUGCCACUGCUCUGUUGUACGCUAGCGCUCUCGUCUGUCUGUGUUGGACUUUUUCCUCAACCAAAUUAUUCUUGAACUGAUGGUCAGUGUUUUACCAGGCGGGGUUCGUUUUGUUACCGCUCUAAAUAUCAGGCCCUCACGCUGGAGCUAACCAUGUUUGUCCCAUAUUUAUCUCUGUUGAGAAGUCAGCUGUCCUUUUUUCUCUAAGAUUCAUCACGAGUCAACAUAGGUCGUCUACAAUAACGGAGAUUUUGUCCGUUUUCCCUGGAAUCGUAUCCACCAUGAGUAUAUGACCACUGUCCAACCGUCAAUUUGGACGAUGUGCACUGUGUGCUCCACAGAAGGGUGAGAUCAGUGACGGCGACUUGGUGAUGGUAGACCCUGGAAUCAUCUACCGCACUCUCUCCUCCUCUUCCACCAUCUGGGCUCAAUGUCUUGACAGAGUCAAAAAAACCAAGACGGCAGAAAACGCAGUUGGCUGACACGGCGUGAACCCGCACCUAAUCACACCACCACAUCCCCUGGUUUGCAACUGGCACUGAUCAGGAUUUUAUACCACAAAAAACCUAGGUGGGCGACAGGGAUCCAAAGUGACGCGACAUCGCGACGUGAGUCGGCAACUAGACAUGUCGCUACACCCUAAUGUUGGCAUUUGUUACGGAUGCUCAUUACCGAUAUCUGGUCUAGCCCCCUUGUUAGUCCAGCGCAUCUACCGCGUGACCCGUCUUAGGGACACAACCAUGAGUAUAUAAUGCCCACACGAAUCCAAGGCCCAGUCGACCGUCAGCAACCUGAUUUUCCGGUUUCCUGAAUUCUACGACAACUUUCGCAUCAUUAGAAGAAGAAUAUUGGCUGUCCGGAACAGGUUUAUUUAACUGCUGACGUUUCAAAGAGCUGGGUCGGCUCUUCAUUGUCAAAGCGUAAACUGCACCUAAUCGAUCAGAAAGUUAACUUAAAGUGGCAAGCUGUGUUGGCCGGCCUCAUGCUGAUCGAUUUUUCUCUCCCCUCACGCUGCGUCGGCCUCUCAGGAAAUGGUUGACGGGCAUUUUUGCCUGUGCGCUUUAUGAGUCAAUUUUCUUCUUCUAAUAAUCUUCCCGCAUCUCUAAACUUUUCCAAUCUGAACUUUCGCAUCUUUUGUCCAGAGCACCUUUUGAAUGUGCUCCUUCCAAAGGCAGUCUCGAAGAGCUCAUAACAUCUUAAAAAACUCACAUAGAAGAACUGCAUUGGAAUAUGCGGUUACGAGACCGCUUGAAUCUAUUAUUUCAGGACGGGCUUCGGUUUACAGCGCCUGUCAGAGAUAUUUAAUUAGUCGAGCUUGUCUUGUUAUGGUGCGUUAUUUCUUGGAGCGCACUGACGGUUUUUGGCAUCAUAUGCCUAACACGUCGUCCCACUUCAGCAAACCGUGCCUUCUCCAGGUGGGCCGCUAAUGACUGCCAUCUUUGUCCAGACGAUGGAAUAACUUCAGAUUCACAUCAAGUCGGCCAGUCGGCCUUCUUCGAUAGUUCUAUUUGCGAAUUCUGCCCAAGUGGAGAGUGGUCAGUUCAUGCACACUGGCCAAUAGAGGGCCACCAAAAAGUUCUCCGUUUAGUUCUUUGUUAUUUUCCGGCCACACACAAACCCAAACUUGAGAUGGUGUAACCAAUUCCUACAAGCUCCUGCUCUAGGUUCUAAGGCAAGCAUUCAAAUGGCGCGGAACUGGUGUCCACCCACACGGUGUUAAUAAGAGCCGCGGCACAAUCGACGCAUUUAUGCAUUUCGUGGCUGUACGCUGCCUGUGACUGAAGACUUUUUUGAGUCAUGGACCAUUUUUGCACCUUCGUUUACACACCUUUUGGCCGCCUUUGGUGCUUGCAUGGGGUUAAUAAUUUUUUUGGGACUGAAACAACGCCUUUAUUGUAAUUACUUUUUACCGACUUCCUUUUUAGAAUGCAAUGCUUGAAAGUUAUCGAAUUUGGACUUUGGAAACUUGCCUGUUUCAUCUUUUUAAUUGAUCCCUCACUUUUGCAUGGUCAUGAGCUUCAAAGCUGACAGCACUUCUUGUUGCCCUUCGGAUGUUGUGGAUUAGGGUUGGGAGUCUGCAAACGAAAUUUUUUCCUUUGCCCAUCCAAAAUUCCGUCCGAUUAGGAGAAAAGGCGGCUCACCACACCUCUCCAGAUAUCCCCUAAUUAAAGAAGUCGAUGUCGAUAAUGAGAACUUUUUGGGAUUGUAACCCGGAGACCGGGACUCCUUAACAAUAAUCUAGACAAAGUUAAAUUGGGAGUGUGCGGUUUCCUCACGAGUCAGAAUCCGUUUAAUUUACUCCUUCUUCAAUCACUGUCAUUAAAACUCGGCCGACACUGUACAGCAAUGCUUAAUUCGAACAUCCGUUAUGCCCUUGUAAUUGACAGUCUACAACGUUAACCGUAACACAAACACAUGUGGAACAGGGCUACUCGUUUAUUCAUUUUUCGGCUGAACGCUGCCUGUGACUGAGCACUAUUCUGAGUCAUGGACCAAUUUUACAUCUUUUAGCCGCUUUUGGUGCUUGCAUGAGGUAAAUUAUUUUUCUGGAACUGAAACAGCGCCUUUCUGCGAUCACUGUUAACGACUUCUUUUUAGAAUGUAAUAAUUGAAAGUAAUCGAUUUUUGACUUCAAAAACUUGCCUAGUUGAUCCCCAUUUUCGGAAGGUCAUGAGCCACAAAACUAACCGCACUUCCUGUUGCCCGAAGUAAUUUGAAUAACGCCUUUUCGUGCAAUUUAUAUGCUGUUUAAAGUUUGGGAAGUCUAACCGAGAAGAACAACGGAAGCUAGAAUGAGAAUUUCUGGCUAAUUGAUGGUUUCCCCCUUGCCAUCUAUACCUCAACCCAGACUGAGGGGACCGCAUUGCGGUUAAUCAUUGACCUGAAUGCUCUGCGAAUUGAGUCGCGGACAUACGCUCUGCCAGUUGUGGCCUAGUUUGGCCACCAUUUUGGAUCUCCGACAACUACAACAGGAUAUUGUUGACAGAUGCGGGUUGACGGACAAAAGAGAGUGAUGGUUGCAAUGCACCCUACGUCGUUUUCAUUCCCCACAUCGGUCGUGUAAAGCACUUAACUUUUGCGCAUCGUCUGCCGUCCAUUACCGACUACCUCACAUCAUGUAGAAGAUAGCAGUUUUAACGUCCACUAGUCGUACGUACACAACACAGAAGGGUUUUCUAGCCGCGAUAUGUGGAAGACUACCUAAAAAAUCUAUCUUGCCAGUCACAGCUGCAAUUAAUUUUCUGGUUUGCGACUAACUAGUAUGUUCGUAUUAAAAUAUUGCGUUCUGUCAAGAUGUGAGAAUUUGACACUUGACUAAGCGCUUGCAAAAGUGAUCUAGUUGGUUCCAUCGCAAAUUUUGUUCCCCUAACAUCUAGGGCGUCUAAGUCCCAGCUUCGGUAAGUUUUCUGAUGAACCAUACUUGUGAGUGGAAUUCACCAAAAAGCUCCCAGCCUCUCAGCCAACAAAGUUCGCGGGCUGAAUUGAUUUUCUGUAACACCGGUCACAAGCUACUGGCAUUCGUUGACUUGAAGCGGAAUACCGUCCUUCCACUUCCCCAGAAUAACGCCGGUUUAGAUCCCUUGUGGGCGGUCGCAUGGCGGUGAUCGAUCAGUAGUCGACGACUGUUGCCGACCAAGACAAGGAAUGCCCGGACGACCAUUCCCGACACAUUUUGCCUUUUAAUCCAGCUGUUCCCUGCCGGCCAAUGACCGUCAGCUGACUGCAAAUUAGACGAAUAACCAUUUCGGUCGGCCGUGUAUUUGCCGUAAACUUCUAGACGUGCACAUUAUUCUCGAGGGAAUGCAGCAUACCCAUAGGACAAUUGGAGAGCUUGAAGGAACACCAUACACCCGACAGCCUGCGUACCGACUGUGUUCUUUGCUCUAAAACUGCUGCUGUUGCAGCCAGACCAUAACCAUCUACACUCUGACACUUACGAUGCAUUUGUUUUUUUCUGUACCACACCUUUAGGGGAGAUUUACGGGUUUUCGAGCGCGGUCCCCACGACCCGUUCCUGUCGCACAAAACGUGCGCGUCUCCUCGCAGCCCUCCCCAGUACCGCCAGAUACCCUCUGUUGGGUUUGCUACUGUUCUGAGGCAGAGGCCCCCCAGGACUGGAUUCGGCCGUGCCGAUGUUGUGGAUCCUGCAAAUGGGUGCACCAAUCCUGCCUUCAAAAGUGGAUAGAUGAGAAACAGCAGAACAGUCUCAACACUCCCGUCUUGUGCAGCUCAUGUGGCUAUCAGUACGCCAUUGUGUAUCCUCCUCCUGGUAAGCCGACCUAUCUAUGUGCCCUCGUCGUCCUCCUUAGCAUCUGAGACUUCCCGCCAGGGUAACUUGGUUUGCGCACAGUAUCACCACCACCACCACCACCACCACCACCACCACCACCACCACCACCAGCAGUACCACCGUCAAGUCCAUAGUAAUCACGCCCCUGAACCCCUUUAGGACCAUUGUGUUUAAUUCGUCAAACGGUAGCGCCACAAAAACCACCACCGUCAAGUCCAUGGUAAUCACGCCCCUGAACCCCUUUAGGACCAUUGUCUUUAAUUCGUCACACGGUAGCGCCACAAAAACAGUAGGUGUGCUAACUCAUGAAAUCAUUAUUGAAAUUUUGAAGUGCGCUUUCGACUCUCAAGAUAUUCCAGUUGCUUCGGGACGCCAGCGUUUAAACGAACUUCUUUCUGGCCGCCUGCAAAAAGUAAAUUCCGCAAUAAUGACUGUCUAAGUAGCAUAGGUUUUUUUCAUUGAUUUUUGACGCCUUCAUAGAAGACAUGGACAAAAAUAUUCAUUCUUCUACUCAUUUGGAAGAGAAUUACGUCUUCUUCCAUUUUUGUACCUGAAGAAAGAGUAUAAUUCGGUUUUAAAAAACUUCCAAUUCCUGAAUAAUUUUGAAUCCGACUAGCCGUUGCACUUGCAUUCAAGGUUUCAAAACUACAAGCUGUAUAUUUUCCGUGUACGAGAAGUCAUACAUCUCUAUACGCUAUUAAGAGCAGACCAUAUGUGGUUCACAAAAUUUAGCAGUGGAUUUGAGCCAUAUCGUAAGCUUUACGAGCAACAUCAGUAAAUGCAUAGACACGCUGUUUCACGAACGGGCAUUUCACAGUUUUAGAAAAUCUCAUAAUUAGAAACUUUUUUAAAACCGAAUUAUAGCUUCCUCCAAGUACAAAUUUUGAGAAAGACGUAAUUUUAUUCCAGAUGCGUAAAAUAAUGAAUAUGUUUGUCCAUGCUUUCUAUGACGUACUUGAAUUUAUAAGGGCAUCGAAAAUCAAUGAGAAAAAUUAUUGCUAAUUAAGUAGUCAUUUUUACAGAGUGGUUUUCGCAGGCGGUCCGAAAGAAAUUCGUUUAGAAGCUGGCGUCCCGAAGUAAUCGAAAUAUCUUGGGAUUAUACUGCAUGAUAAUUAAUAUCUCAACCCUACUUAAGUAAUCAUUUCGAGUCGAAAACACAUUUCAGAAUUUCGGUUAACAUUUCAUGAGUUAGCGCAUUUACUGUAGGUCAGAAAUAGUUGCUUUGGCAUCCAGUACACCUUGUUUGCUUAGCCAAUCUGCCAGACAGCCAACGGAAACGGUGAACUGCUGGUGGUGGUGGUGGUUCAUGCAUCAAAUUCGGGAUGCAGUCGUCUCAAAGGCGGUGACAACCAGCUGUAUUAAAUGAAAAAAAAAAACUUGGCUAGUUCCUAUGUUUACGCACUGUGCACGAGGGGAGUUUUUUUCGAAUGCAGGCGGGGGUGCGAGGCAGCGCUUCUGUGUCAAACGCCAGGCAGACUGGCAGUCUAACACCACUGUCGCCCAUAUCGUCUCCAGUCGGCUAGACUCAUCCUCGACAAUGUGGGAAGGGAGUAUGAGACAAUGCCUCUGUCAUCUCUCAUAACUGGUGAGUUUUGUGCAUUUAAAACCGUGGCCGUGAUGAUUGUCGCCUGGGGAGAUAACUCGGUCCUCCGAGCUGUGAUUCAAGUUAAUGUGGUUACAAGAACAGGAGACGGCUAGAAUGAGCCUGUAGUCAGUGACUGGUAGAGCCAGGCGGUUCGUCUGAUCCCUGUCACACACACACGAUCUGGCCUUCAGCUCAUCACUGUUCAGUGGCUGACGACGAAUUGCAAGUAUCGAAAUGGUCCGGAUGAGGUAGAGGAUGCAUUAGGAAGGGGUUAUUACAGCCCGACGCCUAGUCACACCGUCAGACGUCAAAUUUUUUUAUUAUGAGGAACGAUACCUCUUGAAGAAGGAGACACGAUCGCUGGGAUAAGAGCUUUAUUAGCCUGACGUUUCGGAUUCCAGCUCGAACCCAUCAUCAGAGACAAAAGCAGAUACGGGUGGUCCAUGCAUAAGGGGUUGUAGUAUUUAUAGGAUGCAGUCACCAUGCCACCGAAUAUCUAUGAAUACUCACGGCUCACCCACCCCCUUCAUCAGGGAUUAUUUCGCUUGACGUGAUGACUGUUUGAUGGCCGAUAUCGUGUCGUUAAUUGCUGCAAUUUCAUCAAGUGUUCGAUGCUGGUGUGAUGAUUACUCGACCAUCUGACUCACCGACCCUGGAGUUGGGAAAAGUGUUCACUUGUGCGCUCCCCGCGUGGCUAAUUACUCCGCCUAGGCGAAGUCUCAGCGCCGAGUACGGAAAGGGAAGGUCGUUGCAGUUGUUAAUGGAGUGGGGGCCAGUGAACCAUGACUCAAGCAGCUCGCGGCUCACGCGGUUGUCACCACUUGCGAGGAUUUUGGCCGGAUCUCGUCGAAUGAGCCGCAACUUAAGAGCUUUCGUCAUUUAUCCGCACCGCUGCAGCGUGUUCGGCCAUUCGCGUUCGGAGCUGCCUUCCGGUUUCUCCGACGUAGUUGCUUUGUCCGCAACUGCACCAAAUCCGAUAAACGACUCCAGACGUUUCUAGCCGUGGUAGUGGGUCUUUCUGUUUCAUUACUUGACGCCUGAUGGUUGCCUCCGGUCUGUGGACUCGUCUCUUCGCUUCUAUUGGCAACGAUACCUCUGUCUCAUCCUCACUGUCAUUUCUCUCCUUUUCACUGGCGACCGGUCGGGGCUGACUGGUGACGAGAUUGGGCACGGUAGCAUGAGCCACUGUCUAACGUGUGUCACGAGCGUACACGAAAAUUGUUAAGAUCUCAUGCGGUCAUGAAAUCGGCCUCUUGAUUUUUUCGCUUUUCGAUUGAAACAGGUAUCAAGCUUGGGCGGAAUGACACCUCCACCAAAGUUUCGUGGUACCACCUCGAGGAGGCCUUUGUCUCACUCUCAUGUGGGCUAAUUUGUAGACGCCUCAAAGUCAGUCUCUCCAAGCGUACAGUUCACGGCUGAAUCGUAGUCCUGUUCGGGUUAAAAAUGUCCAACUUCUGAUGUAAGGGAAACAUGGGACCAGUCUUGUUGAUAGGAUUGGUCUAAACCAACCGAAAGCUUACCCCGUCAUAGCUUCUGGAGAGUUGUAGUAAGUCUUCUUGAAUAUUACUAGUAGUCUUGCUUAAAUUCCUAUUCUGUCUCAAGUAAUCCUACUUAAGUCAGCUUUCGGAAAUCAUCUGGUGGAUUCUAAAUUAAUUACCCAGCAAAUCCUGAAUUUCAUACGUUGCAGUAAGUUGGGCGGGUGACCUGACCCGAAUGCGAUUAAAAUCACAGCUCCAGAUGGACCCUCUUAGUUCAGGUGGUAACUGUUUUGACCUGGCGUGGUACUUGAAAGCACGUGGGAGCGUAUGCGUACCCGACUCUUGUCCCCAAUACGAACGCGGCAGAGAAGGAGAAGGCGACCGGCCACGAAAAUGGGUAUUAGAAAAUUGCAAGUCAAAAUAAGCUGGAAGUAACGCAUAUUUAUAACGCCCUACUGUGGUUCGCCGGCAUUCGGUCCAAUGCCCUUCGAGAAGAACAUUCCAGACGAUCUGGUCGAUAAUUCGAAUAUGCAGAUCGAUCAGGCCCGAGGAGAAAAGCCAAUGGAGAGGCGCCACGAUUUAGAUGACAGUGCUGUAGAGGAAACGCACAUGGCCUCCCGUGAUUGGCUGGCUCUUGGUUUUGGGAGUGUAGGCACUUCCAACAGUGACGGCGCUGGCCCUUGCUAUCGUGGGCUCGAAUCCCACCGAAUCCGCCGAAUUUUUCGCAAUUAGGUCACUACUAAAUUGAUGCAUUACUCCUUAAGAGCAGGUUAUAGGUAAUUGUUGAAAGCACGCUAUUUUUUUCUGAAUUACUGAGGCGUGUGAAACUGCGGUUGUCAACCAGGUGAAUUGCCUGGCAAGGUGAACGUGUUGUUUGUUAGGUGAGCAGCAGUCGCUCAAGGUCAAACGCCUGACGUAGUCUGUUGUGCCACUAGGUAGGUCGCGUGAUCAAAAAAAACCUGUGCUGGUAGACAGAAGCGUACCGGCAAUUCCCCCAUUUCACGCCUCACCAUCGUCAUCAUUAUCAUCCCAAACCGCCACCCUGUUUUUUUUUUCCAUCAACAUCUCCGAGCAAAAUACAAUCUCAUGCGAAAUUGGGUGUGGUGUCGUUGGUGGGUUUCGUUACCAUUUUUCUGCCUCCACCGAUCCACUUACGAGUUUGGUUGUGCAUCACAAAAUCUCGGUGCACCAUUGCCGGUUUUCUGGUGUCAUUUGCUGUGGGGGGAGGGGGGGGGGUAUCAUCGCAUGAACGCGUAAGAUGGCAUUCCACGUCACCAUAGCAGGAACUGUACGUGGCGGUGUUUUUGUUAUCUGUGCCGAAACCCUGUGGGUUUCCAAGCUAUAUGCUAUCCGUUUUCUCCGACGAAAAGUGACAUUACUUUGCACACCCCAUGACGCUCAUGUGAUCGUUGCGUCAGAUACGCAUGACGCUGCAGACUUUAUGAAUACAUCUAAUAGACCCGACGGUAGCAUACAACAUGAAUAAUCAUCCCAAUGUCUCGGAAGUUAUCAUAAUUGUACAAUUUCUGAAAACCGAAGGACUCUUUUCCUUCACGCAUAUUCUUGGAAGGAGACGCACUUGUCUACAAAAUGGACCUGAGAGACGAUUUUCUGUGCAGUUCCGAGCUGAGCUUAGUGCCACACGCACGAUCACGGCGGUUUUUAAGACUUUAUACAGAUACUCCUCGUCUUUUACAAAAGUCCCGGUUAAACCUACUAUCCCAUGAUAGAGUAAACAGUUACGUCUUUCUGAGUUCAGCAAAUAUUCCCAUGUUCCCUGAGUUGUCGUUUGUCAGGUAGCUGAGAAGUCGCUAAGUCAGAGGCGGGUUGGCUUCCGUGGGGUUGUUUCCUGCAAUUCUACCUGACUUUUGGGCCAACGUUUCAAGGCGCCUGCAACAUUAGACGCCUCUCGGGGUUUCGCCUUCAACCAGGUUUACUCAGACGAUGGUUAUUCCCGCAACGCCUCCGUUAUCAUUGUCGGUUGGGCAUCCCUUCCUGAUUUGCCAUUUGUGUUUCAUUGAGUUGCAGCAGUAUCUGUGUAUGGCCUGGUAAAGGGGUCCCGUUGAGGUCGCAUAUGCGAGCACGCCUUGCGGAUCAAAAGGCAGGCAGUGUUGUGCGGCCAGAACUAGGGAGGGAGGGGGGAUUUUGGGGAACCCAGAGUGACUCAUGACUACUGGACGAAGUGCCUGGUCAGUUAUUGCACCCAACCUUGUCAGUCGGGCUGUUGCUGCGUCUUAGUAGAGGCGUAAGAAAGUGAGGCACGUCCUGUUUAGUUAACUGUCCCCGUUGUAAUAAAUUGGACGCUUUUCAAACCGUCAGAGUAUCUUACAGUAGAUUGGCUAACUCAUAAAAUGUCAACCGAAAUUCCGAAAUGCGUUUUCGUUUCGAAAAGACUAAUUAAGUAGGGUUACAAAACUGCUCAGUUUGCAACAUAAUUCUAUAAUAUUUCAGUUACCUCAGGAUGCCGGCUUUCGAAUGAAUUUCCUUCCAGCUGCAUGCAAAAACUACACUCUGUAAAAAAUGACUACUUCAAUAGUAUGCAUUUUUCCCAUUGAUUUCCGAUGCCCCUAAAAGUUUAAUUAUAUUUCAUGGAAAACAUGCAUAAAAUAUUCAUUCUUUUGCUCAUUCGGCAGAAAAUUACAUCUUUAAAUUUUCUACUCGGGGAGGGACAUAAGUCGGUUUUAAGAAGUUUCUAAUUGUUGGACUUUUAAAUACCGUGAAAUGGCCGUUCAUAAAUCGUCAUGUCUCUGCAUUUACCAAUGGGGCUUUUAAAAUUAACGAUACGGAUCAAAUCUACUGCUAAAUUUUAUGAGGCCUAUAUGGUCUCCUUUAAUACCGUAGAGAAAUGCAUGGUUUUCGUACACGGAAAAUAUACAGCUUGUAGUUUUGAAACCCUGAAUGCAAGUGUAACAGCAGGUCGGGUUCAAAAUUAUUCGGUUUUUUAAAACCGAAUUAUACUCUUCUUUUGAGUAUGAAGUUGGAAGAAGACGUGAUUUUCUACCGAGUAAGUAAAAGAAUGAAUAUUUUUAUGCAUGUUUUCCAUGAAAUAUAAUUGAAUUUUCAAGGCCAUGGAAAAUCAAUGAGAAAAUUGCAUGCGACUUAAGUAAUCAUUUUUUGCAGAGUGUAGAUCUUGCAUGCAGCCGAAAAUAAGUUCUAUCGAAAGCCGACACCCUGAGGUAACUAAAGCAUUAUAGAUUUAUGUUGCAUCAUGAUUCGUUUUACAACACUACUUAAUUUGUCUUUUCGAAACGAGAACGCAUUUCGAAGUUUUGGUUGACAUUUCAUGAGCUAGCACAUCUACUGUAUGUUAAAAUACUAUAGGUUUAUGGAACAAUAACCUAUCUCAUUUCAAAUUCUACUACUUGGGAUGCCUAUCUUCAAUGCUUACGAAAUAUGUAUAUGCGUAUUUGUCCUUUGUUGUUCGUUCCUCGAAGCCCUAACCAGCAAUCCCUUCAAACAUUUAAACUUACUAUAACGCGCUGUUUUCAGUGUUUCCACAAAUUACUCGCUGAAACAUGGCAAUAAUGUACCCUCCUCUGCUUCACUAUCUUAGUCUUUUGCUUUCCAUCGCAUGGAUGAUACCUCACAACUAACAUGUCUUUUUGCCGUACUCCCUCCCCCUCCCAAUAGACACCUUCCUCGUCCUCUUGGAUGCCUUCGAUCGCGUCACUGACCUCACCUGCUCCUAUUUAUUUGGCGGUCUUCUUGUGGGCUGUCUCUACUGGUCCGCAGUCACUUAUGGCGCGGUUACUGUGAUGCAGGUUUAUGGCCACGGCUCCGGCCUAGACGCUAUGGAGCGCACAGACCCAGUCAUCCUCCUCGUCGGCCUUCCAGCCAUUCCCGUUGUCCUCAUCCUCAGCAAGUUCAUUGGCUGGCAGGAUUUCCUGUUGCGACUGUGGCGGAAACACCUUCGCAAGAUAGCGCCCUUUCGAUACUUCAUUCCUGCAGGUGAGUCCGGCCGAUGGGUCGUGUUCGUGUAUUACCGAACGGCCCCCCGGUCGUGCAGGCCUAUUGGAAUAUCAGCAGUUCAUGGUGAGAUAGACUUAAGUAGCAUCUAUCACACGCUGCCCUCCCUCACCUAUCUUGCUCCGAUGGCAAGACAAGGUUCAGGCGAUUGGAGGUGAGCUCGGGCGUCAUGACUUAGGAAGUCAAAUAGCCCGUCUACACGUGCCACACACAAUCUCGCCCCUACUACGCGUGUCGGACGUGUGUGGCACGCGCAGACGGAGAAGCGGGGCGGAUGCUGCACAAGCCUAUACCACUCUAAAUGGAUUCACGCUAUGGACAUCGUCAAUUGCGACGGUCGAACUAUCGUGAUAUUUCAGCAGCUCUGAAUAUCUCCAUGGCAAAUAACUCGGUUUGGCGUUCAAAGCCUUGUUGACAUUACCCACAGGGAUCCCCAACAAAACAUUAUUUAUCACGAUAAGUUUUUCAAUAAAAAGAUAACUUCGUACUCUUCUUUCGGAAGGUAAUGAGAAACUGAGCAGGGGGGAGGCGGAAUAAUUAUAUGAACUAUGAUAACAAUGACGUUCAAGCGGAGAACGUGUUAUUCAAAGGUACCCUUAUCUCUGCCUUUAAACUACCAGACCUAAUAAGGAACUAAAUCGGAAACGAUAAACUGGCCUCGGGCACCUUUAAAAUGGUCGCUUUUGUAAUAUUAACGGCUCCCGCUGGCCCUAUAUACAUUUUAUUCUGGCCUUUUUUUACUACCACAGGUCGAAACGCGCUGGGUUAGGGUAAUUUACUCGCCCUCUCGCUUCAGGUUAGCAAAGUAGACCUAUUCGCUGCCUGAUGCCGACGUAUUUGUAAUCAAUCGUCCAACAGAUUCCACAGAGCAGAUUACAGCACAUGCUCUCCCCGUGUCGUCCUCGCUACCGAUCGCAUAGCGACCAGCAUUAAUGAAGAAGGAAACAUCGCCGAAGGCAAAGGAGACUAGGACGGCCGUCGUCAUCCAACCACGCCUUAUCCUGUGUUUUGACAACCGAGUAUUCGAACCCGAAUUCUUGGGUCAUUGGGCAUUUUUCAGGUCCAAGCUCCACGAUUAAGCAACGGGCUCGUUCUCUUGUUGGCUCGCGGUCGGGAAUAUUAACUUCGGUGGAAUGACGUCCGCCGUUUGGGUUAUGAGAAGUGUCCUCCGCAUCGUGCCUUAGGGUUCAAUCUGGUGUCCUCAUAGGCGACCGUGUGACGACGAUGCAGGCAAGGAAUACCAACAAAGACGAGGAAGAUCGGGAUGGCCACUUUCGGCUUAUUGGCGGUCGUCGGCCGGCCAUAUCCAACCCGUUAUCAUUCCUUCUGCUAUCAGUUGUCAUCGUCAGCCUACCAGGCCUGGGUAACCUGGGGUCCGAAUCCGGAUUCUUUGGCCAUCGAGCGCUCUUUUAUUUCAGCGCCCUUCCAUCUGCCAAAACAAGCGAAGAUGCGAGUUCCAGGAACUAGUUGAUCAGAAGGAGAAGCGAUCACUGGAACAAGGGCAUUAUUCGCCUGACGUUUCGGAUUCUCACUUCAACCCAUCAUCAGAGACAGUGGCAGAAACUGGUGAUUCGUGCACAGGAAGUUGCAGUAUUUAUGGGACGCAGUCGCCAUGCUACCGUAUGCCUGGCAUACCGGCCAUCUGGCUCACCGGCUUGCGCGCUUUUUAACUAAAUAGGCCAGAGGAGAAGAGAGGAGGAAGAGAUGGAUCUUAAAGGGCGGAAGUUGUACAAACUUGCAAAACGCUGCAAUAAACAUCUGGAGUCGUUUGCCUGAUCUGGUUCAGUUGCGAGAGAAGCAACUACGUCAGAGAAACUGGAAGACUGCUCCGGACGCAAAUUACCGAACACGCGGCAGCAGUGCGGCGAAAUGACGCCAACUCUCAGGUCGCGGACCAUUCGACGAGAUCCGGCCACACAUUCAAGUUCGAUUAGGCCGAAAUCCGCGCGAGAGGGGAUAAUCGCGUGAACCGCGAGUUACCUGAGUCAUGUUUCACGGGACCUCGCUCUAUCAACAAGUGCAACGACCUCCCCACUGCAUAUUCCGUGCUGAGGCGUAGGCUGGCCAAAGUAAUUGACCACUCGGGGAGUGCGCAAGCCGGUGAGCCAAAUAGCCGAGCAAUCAUCACGCCAGCAUCCAACACGAGUGAUGUGAUUUCAGGAAUUAGCGACUUGCAUGCCGGCCAUCAAGCCAUUUGCGCACCAGCGGUCAACAAUUCUUGAUCAAGGGAAGCGCGGUAUGCGGUAGCAUGGCGACUGCAUCCUAUAAAUACAACAACUGCCUGUGCACGAGUCACUCUUUUCUGUCAUUGUCUCUGAUGCUGGGUUCAAGUGGGAAUCCGAAACGUCCGACGAAUAACGCCCUUGUUCCGGCGAUCGCUUCCUCUUCUGCCCUAUCAUCUGCCAACUUGCUGCUUCGCCCCUUUGAGACAGGACCUAGGGUGCCACCACCACCCCUGGCUCACGCACGAAGGGCCGGGAUUUCACACAAAAAGAGGGGGUCGCGGCUCGAAUUCCAACUGAAUUGCAUUGCCAUAAAGGUCGCAUUAAGAAGCAGCCAUUGCAGUCUGACUCUCAGUCGACCACUGCACACAAACACACACUGGCCUGACUGCGUAGUCUGAUUUUCAUCCUGAGUCGGAAUCCUUCCACCUCACGGCUUUUUGCCCACCGUGGUAGUCUCAACCACGUCAAAUCUUUUAUAGUGAGAAAUGUGCGCUAAGCGUCUUCCCUUUUCCGUGCACCGUUCGAUUGUCCGAGCCGGUUAACCAACUGACGCUGAGAUUGGAAUCACUGCUUGUCCCAUCUACUUCCCUGAACAAUUAGACUGUGAUCUGUGGUUUGGCGGUGUCAAGUUCUCCUUUCGCAUGCUCUGACCCAAUUGAAUCCUCACUUCCUUCCCUCUCCCUGCCCUUCACUUUUCUCUCAGAUAUACCGUCGUGGCGGCUCGAGGAGGCCAACGACCCCCGAUCCAACUUCGAACUCGGAGCCAUCCCCCGAAUUCUAUGCAGUGCUCUGCUAUUACCAACCUUUUCUGUCUUCUGUGGUCGCGUCUUCUUCCCGCAGAUUGAGUCAGACCUCCUCCGAACUCUGUCUGUGCGUAGGACUGCGAUCUGAUCUUUGUUUACCUUUUCUCUCACCUUUAAAGCUUUAUAUGAAAACCGUAGCUGCUGCGUUCGCCUGUGCAAGCAUUUAGGCCAUAUUUGUUCGCCAUUGAUGGCUUAUCCGUUGUAAGUGACGAUAAUCACCACGGCGCGGUGAGGGGGAAGGGAGUGACGUAGAUGCUGCGCAAGUCGGUGCUGCUGCACCCACUCGGUGGAACACGCUAUGGAAGUCGUCUCUUGCGACGACGGGGCUGUCGUCUCGUUUAACCGACAUCACAAUCCACAUUUGGGGGGAGGGGGGGGGCUGCAGCAGCACUGCUUUGAAGUCUUGCUGGGUACCUGUCUGGAAAUUCAGUUAGUUUUAAAAAUGAGUUUGACCGUCCUAAUCAACGACGCCCGGUGUCGUCCCGCCAGGUGGGCCCAGCACCGACGACUUGUGUGUGAAUUUGUUUGCGGUUGGGCAGACUUGUGCAGAAUCUGUCGCAGUUUGUCCUCUCUCAACCAGCUUCUUGUGGUUGUGCCAUAGUGCUGAAUUCCUGUAUCGACCGCAUUCUUUCCCCGCUUUGAUGCACCAGUCAGCGCAAUGUCUGGCGAAACUGAGCGACCCGUUAGCGCACGCUGAACGCGACCUGGUCCCCGCCCCUGGUCUGUAAGGCGACUCGGACUUUGCGUAGCUGAAAAUGUCAUUGGGGAGACAUUGCAGACUUCAUUUCAAUCCCGAGAAAGGCUGAGUUUUCCCGUCAAUUGAUAGACUUUCAGACCAUACCCGUAGUAGUAUUGCUAUAUGACGGAUGUUGAGAGCACCCAGUAGGGCUUCAUCCACCACCGUCUGACACAAUCUUGGAACUCUGAACUCCUGUGCCAGGUGUGCUACAAGGGACCUCUUUUCCGUCAAACCGACACCCGACAUUUCGACCGUCGUUGCCGACGAUGUCCACCUUGCGCUCAACAACAAGGUGAAGGAAGGACUGUGGCUUGUGCAGGAUUUAGUUUAUAGUGAAUGUGGACUUGCACAGCGUCUACGGCACUCUUUCCUCCCGGAUCCGGUGUCAAGAAGACCGGAGGCGGGGGAGGGUGCAGGUGAAUGGCACGGUCGAGCCCGCACCCUGGCUCUCCACUCCAUACCCCCUGGUCCUCACAGCAAAGGAACAGAUUUUUGACCAACAACAACAAUGGGCAGGUGAGCCAGCGUGCGCGACGUCUGCCGGCAACCGGGUGUGCCACCGCACCCCGAUAUGUUGGCAUUUGUUAUGGUGCGCAACCCGAUAAAGCCUGCCAGAAUCCGAUAGGUCCCCCAUGGUAGUCAAGCGCAUCUCCCACAUGCCCCGUUUGGGGGCACCCCCGACACCCACUGCCCUGAUAUAAUGCCCGAUUUCUCGAGCCUUAAUCAGCGUAUCUAGAAAGUAAGUUAACAUUCGGUAUGUAUAAAUGUGACUAUCUAUCCUGAAAAUCUUACUGUGUGUGUGUGUUGCACUACCGAAAGCGAUUGUUCACCAAUGUUGAAGAAGGAGACACGAUCGCUGGGACAAGAUCUUUAUUAGCCUGACGUUUCGGAUUCCUGCUCGAACCGACCCUCAGAGGCAAGCAGAUACGGGUGGUUCAUGCACAAGGGGCUGUAGUAUUUAUAGGAUGCAGUCGCCAUGCUACCGCAUACCUAUGAAUGCUCACGGCUCGUCCCUUCAUCAGGAAUCGUUGCACGUGGCGUGAUGGCCGACAUUCGCGUCGUUAAUAGUUGCAAUCUCAUCACGUGCGUUGGAUGUUGGUGUGAUGAUUGCCCGACCCACCGACCCUGGCGCUGGGACCAGUUCUCACCUGUGCGCUCCCCGCGUGGCUAAUUACUCCGCCUCAGCAACUAUGUCGGAGAAACCGGAAGACAGCUCCGAACGCGAAUGGCCGAACACGCUGCAACGGUGCAGAGAAAUGAUGCCAGCUCUCCACGAGAGAGAAAUCCUGCCACACAUUCAAGUUCGAGGAGUCCGAAAUUCUCGCAAGAGGUGACUACCGCGUGAACCGGGAGCUGCUCGAUUCAUGGUUUGCUGACCCCCAGUCAAUUAACAUGUGCAGUGACCUUCCCCUUCCAUAUUCCGUGCUGAGACUUCGCCUAGGCGGAGUAACUAGAGGCGAACACUGUUCCCAGCGUCAGGGUCGGUGGAUCAGAUGGUUGAGCAAUCAUCACACCAACAUCCAACGCACGUGAUGAGAUUGCAGCAAUAAACGGCGUGAAUAUCGGACAUCAAACAGUCGCCACACGACGUGCAACGAUCCCUGAUGAGGGGGUAGCCGUGAACAUUCCUAGGUAUGCGGUAGCAUGGCGACUGCAUCCUAUGAAUACUGCAGCCAUUUGUGCAUGAACCACUCGUAUCUGCUUUUGUCUCUGAAGAUGGGUUCGAGCAGGAAUCCGAAACGUCAGGCUAAUAAAGAUCUUGUCCCAGCGAUCGUGUCUCCUUCUUCAAGACUGUUUCCUGGGACUCGUCUCUUCGCUUCUAUUGUUCAGCAGUGUGUUCUCUGUCAUUGCGUUUUUCACCACCAUUUUGCACUUUAGGGAGGCGUGCUUUACAUGGGCGUGACAGGACUGCUGGGUCUUUACCAUCGCGAAGUGAAGUUCCUACGCUCCUGCCGCAGGAAGAUACUGAACUACGCGCCAGAAUAA